AUGGCCCAUACCAUUCAUGAGUUGGAGCGGCUGCUAGAGGAGGCUGUCAACAUUGCCCAAAUGGCGGGGACAAUAGAAGAACAAAGUAGUGCACAACCGACGACCGAGGAGAGGCCUAUAAGUCCCACCUACCGACCAUCCCAAGCCAUUGCAGUCAAGGUAGACAAUUACCUUCGGAAGGCCUCGGUGGCAUCCUCUCCAUCAUCUGACAGUUUGGUCCGUCGUGAGUCAAGUGGCCGAAGAAGGCGCACCGCUAGCCACCUGGAACCGCCACCACCACUACCGACUGCAGAGCAUUCGGAAGCAAGAAAAGCCACCUUAUCGCGAAGUAGGAAAGCGUCAGCCCAGACGACUUCGCCCUGCAAGCAUCAACAUGCCGAAGUUCUCGGGCCACCGCAGGUUGGGCCGCGCACCACGUCCUCUCGCAAUCCGCGCGACAAGCGUAGAAGCUCAGCUUCGCGCCAGUCUCCACCUGUGCUAAGGCUCAAUAGUGUUGACCUUGUAGAAGGUGAGGACGAAGAGAAGGAUCAUUUUCUGGGGAAGGGAACUUGGCUCCAGGCACCUCGACCAGGGCAUGAAAGACACUUCACGCAGAUGUUCGGAAUCGACUCCAGACAAGCGAGCAUCAACAUGGCCCACGGCAUGCCUUACCCCCUUCAGAAGAUCGAUCUCAAUGGUGUGAGGCAUGUUGAUGUCCCCGACAGUCCAGACGACUUUGACGUCCAUCAAACCUGCAAUCAUGCGCCCAUAGCUCGCAACUGGCCGGACUCCAGAAAGCGUUGGGCCGCUCUGGGAAGCUGUGUCAACACAGCCUGUCUAGGCUUCUUGAUCGGUAUCUACUCGGGGGAGGUGCCAGCGAUUCAAUACGUGAUUGUGGAUUUCGAUCGUCGGAUGAUUCUUGGGAACGUCUUUCUGUACUGCGGUCUCGCCAUACCAACCUUGGUAUUUUGGCCCUUACCUCUUCUGCACGGCCGGAAACCAUACAACAUUGCAGCUCUGGCACUGACAUUGUGUCUCCAAAUCCCCCAAGGGCUGGCUGUCAACACAUUCCGAACACCAGACGUGCGGAGAUACCGGAUACUGCUGCUCGUGUCUCGGGCUCUCUCAGGGGUCGUUUUCGGGUUUGCCAACAUAAACAAUCUUGGGACCUUGUUAGAUUGUUUUGGGGCAUCGCUCAAGAGCAGCGAGUCCAACGAAGACUUGGAAGACCCACUCGAUAUCCGGCGACACGGAGGUGGGAUGGGCGUAUGGCUAGCAGUCUGGUCUUGGUGCACGAUGGGCUCCAUUGCGCUUGGGUUCGUGGUCGGCGCCUUUAUCAUCAGCGGAGCCCCUGUCGAUUGGGGCUUCUGGGUCUCCUCGAUGCUACUCAUGGUUGUGCUCCUGCUCAAUAUCAUAGCCCCGGAGGUGCGUCGUUCAGCAUUUCGCAGGACAAUGGCAGAAAUGCUGGGAGAAGGCGGUAGCUUCAGCAGGGUGGCUCGAGGGGAAGUCAAAAUGCACUUGACCGGAAAUGGGCCUUAUUGGUGGGGCGAAGAGGUGCUUGCUGGUCUCCGACUGAACUGGAAGAUGGUGAAGCAACCCGGGUUCCUUGUGCUAUCCAUAUAUGCGGCCUGGGUCUACGCCCAGUUCACGCUGGUAUUGAUGCUGCUGGGAGCACUGGCUUCCACCCGAUAUCGGUACAGACCUGUCGAUGUUGGGCUUUGCGUCCUAUCUUUGGGUAUAGGGUCAAUCAUUGCCAUUCCUUUUCAGAAAGCAUCGUGGCUCAGUCGUGCUCGGUAUCUUCCUCCGAGGACAAACAGCAUGACCCUUGAGAGCGCAAUUGGGUGGACUUCCCACACGCUUCGGAGGACCUUGUGGAUGGUGUUUUUGCCACUGGCAGCCAUUGGUUAUGCUCUGACCUCGAAAGGGCCUGUCUUUCCUGUUGCGGUACCUUGUCUGUUUGCCGGGCUGGUUGGAUAUGCUUCUGUCCUUGGAAUUGGCGAAUGCUACGCUUUGAUGAUGCAAACCUUUGAUACCUCCGACCUGCAACCUGGAAUGACGGGUCGACCGGCGCGGCAGUCCGUGGUGCAACGAUACCGGCAGCAAAGGACCAAUUUCUCGUGCUACCCAAGAAUCAGCGCAGGCAUUGCCGUCACACAAUUUCUGAAAUUCGUUUUCGGGGCAGUAUCCACGGGAAUAUGUGGACGGCUAGAGAGAAGAUAUGGCGCAAUGCAAGCCGCCGGCAUUGUUGCGGGUGUUCUUCUGGUCUUAACCCUGCUGGUUGUGGUGGUCCUGGUCCGCUGGAGAAAAGUGCAAAUGACCCCUAGCAGCCAAGAUAGAGACUAUGAGCAGCACGAGGGGUGGGAGCCAGUAGUACUCGGAGACCCGGGGAGCGUGGCUCGCAAGAUCAGUCUGCUGGAAGCUGGCGACUUGACUCGAUGGUCAGAAAUCCGACGCAGGAACCGACUAGAGAUUGGACUGACACGCCGCUGA
Capronia coronata CBS 617.96 is the source of this 2469-nucleotide messenger RNA. RefSeq lists its product as uncharacterized. The record is from RefSeq and is a predicted model, not a curated record. Gene Ontology annotation, biological process: transmembrane transport. NCBI's taxonomy places the organism in Eukaryota, Fungi, Ascomycota, Eurotiomycetes, Chaetothyriales, Herpotrichiellaceae. The transcript is spliced from 2 exons. Gene Ontology annotation, molecular function: transmembrane transporter activity. Bases 1 to 2469 code for a protein of 822 amino acids.